Rhipicephalus microplus (southern cattle tick) is the source of this 3702-nucleotide messenger RNA. Its product is annotated as guanylate cyclase 32E-like. Gene Ontology annotation, molecular function: adenylate cyclase activity; protein kinase activity; peptide receptor activity. Gene Ontology annotation, biological process: protein phosphorylation; cGMP biosynthetic process; receptor guanylyl cyclase signaling pathway. The record is from RefSeq and is a predicted model, not a curated record. Gene Ontology annotation, cellular component: plasma membrane. Lineage: Eukaryota; Metazoa; Arthropoda; Arachnida; Ixodida; Ixodidae.
AUGGCGCACCAUCAUCCAGUGGUGCUGCUGCUGCUACUGCUUGUGAAGAUAACGCUGCUGCUUCCCGCUGCUUGUCUCGCUUGGGGAGUGCUGAGCAGCCCCGACGCAUUGCCCACGAGCACGGCGAGCAGUCUGGGCUUCCUUCUGCCCUGCAACAAGUCCGAGUCCCAGGAGAAUGUGACCGACGACCGGCCAGAGGUGGCAAUCGCUUUCCUCGGUACUUUCAACAACAGCCGGAUGCUCGGAAAAAUGGUAUCCGGUGCUGUGCCCUUGGCAGUAUCCCACAUCAAUAGAGAUGACAGCUUGCUUCCGGGGUAUCGAGUGACCUUCCGACCGGAGAAUGUGGGCCAAGUGGGCACAUCAUCGGCCAUCCGCAAGAUGACGGCCCUGUGGCAGAGCGGCGUCGUGGCCUUCAUUGGACCGGACGAGAACUGCUAUGCCGAGGCACUAGUCGCUGACGCCUGGAACCUGCCCAUGAUCACUUACCGCUGUUCCGAUUUGCGAGUGUCCGGCCGGUCGUUCGGAACGUUCGCCCGAACUCUGCCACCGCUGUCCAAGGUCUCCAAGUCGGUCAUAUCUUUGCUACGUCACUAUCGCUGGGAUCAGGUGGUGUUGGUGGUCUCCGACCGUGGUGACAACAGGCUCAUUGCGGACGUCUUGAGUGCGCAGGCGCGCGACCAUAACGUCACGGUGCAGCACACGUACUACGUGCCGAACGACUACAGAGACGACGCCAAUGGAACGAUACGACGCAUUAUCCGUGAUUCCCACACCGCCACAAGAGUGUACGUGCUUUUAGCGGAGACUGGUGUCCUCGUGGAUUUUGUGCGCCUCAUGCAUCAGGUGGGACUGCUGGAGGGUGGCGAGUACGUCAUCGUCUCUGUUGAAGAGGAGGAUACGUACGACCGGAGAAACAAGUACCAGUACAUGAAAAAAGACUGGGAGGACUCUUCCAUCGUGCGGCCGUUUCCUUUCCGAGCCGUGCUUCUGCUGUCGCCUCGUGUGCCCUCUGACGAGCACUAUGGCCGUUUCUCGGAGGCAGUGCUGAGCUACGCCGGCACCCAGCCACUUUGCAUACCAAUGCACACCGAGCUCAAGUUCAAGGUCCCGAUAUACGCCGGCCUGACAUACGACGCCGUUAUGCUGUGGGCCAGGGCCGCAACGCAGGUGCUACGCGAGAACGGAUCGCUCACCAACGGCACUGCGAUUGGGCUGAAGAUACGAGGCAGCCUAUAUCGAAGUGCUCUCGGCUUCGACAUUCGCGUCGACGAAAACGGCGACGCUGAAGGCAACUACACGGUGCUCGGUUUCUCAGUGCCGGAGGAUGACCACCUCACUCCCGUGGGAAGGUUCACUCUCGCUGAGAAUGCCAGCUCUCUGCCCGUGUUUCGGCUUGACAAGGACAUUGCGUGGUUAGGCGGCUCCCCACCCGUCGGAGAGCCCAAGUGUGGCUUUAAGAACGACAAGUGCGCGUCGAAGCAAGACUGGCGAGUCCUUGUAAUUUGCAUCACCUGCGCCUGUGUCGUUCUCGUGUUGGGUGUCUUCGCCUUCAGGCACUACCAUUACGAGUACAAGUUGGCCCGCCUCUUGUGGAAAGUGGACAUGGACGAAGUGGUCGUGCUGCGCACCAACUCAGAGCUUAGCUUCCAGAACACAAACCGUGGCAUGCUGGAGACCACACGCCUUGGUUUUGCGUUCCCGGACGAGCAGCAUUUGCUCAAACUGCGGAGGAGGCUGCAGAGUGCCGCCCCCUGGGUUUGGUCAGCGAACACAGUUCCGGAUACCCAGACUCCAGCGGUGGCCGCAGGGCGCGGCCGCGUCGGUUUCUACAAGGGGAACGUUGUCCACAUCAAGCACGUCUACAAGAAGAGCGUCGACCUAACACGCAGCAUACGCAAGGAACUCAUACAGGUGCGAGAGAUGAGGCAUGAGAACAUCACUCCCUUCAUUGGCGCUUGCGUUGACCCACCAAACAUCUGCAUAUUGACUCUCUUCUGUGCCAGGGGAAGCCUCGAGGAUGUGCUGAAGAACGACGAUCUCGACCUCGACAGUAUGUUCAUCUCAUCUCUGGUGGCGGACCUUAUCAAGGGCAUGAUCUACAUCCACGACAGCGAGGUGUUGUCCCACGGCAACCUGCGUUCAUCCAACUGCCUGGUGGACUCGCGCUGGGUGCUCCAAAUCUCCGACUUCGGGCUGCACGAAUUCCGCGCCGCUCAAACGUGCGCUCCACAAGCGGUCACCGAGAACGCUUAUCGAGGCCUCCUGUGGCGUGCUCCUGAGCUUCUGCGGUCACCUAGUCCACCAGCGCGCGGAACGCAGAAAGGUGACGUCUACUCCUUCGGCAUCGUGCUCUACGAGAUCAUCGGCCGCCAAGGGCCCUGGGGCAACAAGGCCCUAUCGACAAAUGAGGUGAUCGAGCAGGUCAGGCGGCGAAACAGCGUCCCGUACCGUCCACCCACGGACUGCCUCUCCUGCCCCGACUACGUGCUACGAUGCAUGCAAGAGUGCUGGGACGAAAACCCCGACAGUAGACCCGACUUUCGAUUCAUCAAUGUGAAACUGCGACAAAUGCAAGCUGGCCUUAAGCCCAACAUAUUCGAUAACAUGAUAGCCAUGAUGGAGAAGUACGCAAGCAACCUGGAGAGUUUGGUGCAAGAGCGCACCAUGCAACUCCUCGAAGAAAAGAAAAAGACUGAACGCCUCCUCCACCGCAUGCUGCCGAGGUCAGUAGCAGAACAACUGAAGCGAGGCGAGCGAGUGGAGGCCGAGAGCUUCGACAGUGUGACAAUCUAUUUCAGCGACAUCGUAGGAUUCACAGCACUCUCGGCAGUGUCAUCGCCACUGCAGGUGGUGGAGCUUCUCAACGACGUGUACACCUGCUUCGAUUCUAUAAUUGGUGCCUACGACGUGUACAAAGUGGAAACCAUCGGCGACGCUUACAUGGUGGUCAGCGGGCUGCCGCUACGCAAUGGACUCCGUCACGCCGCCCAGAUUGCCUCCAUGGCCCUGCACCUGCUCGCCGCAAUACGGUGUUUCGAGAUUCGCCACCGACGAGGCGAACGGCUCCAGCUGCGCAUCGGCAUUCAUUCUGGUCCUUGCGUAGCCGGAGUCGUGGGGCUGAGGAUGCCAAGGUACUGUCUCUUCGGUGACACUGUAAACACAGCCUCUCGGAUGGAGUCUACCGGAGAAGCCCUGAAGAUACACGUCAGUGAAGCGUGCAAGAAUAUAUUGGAGAAACUUGGCGGCUACUACCUCGUCGAGAGGGGUCUCAUACCAAUAAAGGGCAAGGGAGAGAUGCGCACGUUCUGGCUUGUUGGCGAAGAGGGUGGAGACCCGCCGGGACCUCCAGCUCCCGUCGAUUCUGGCGCAGAUGGUUCCGCGGCAUCGCUGGUCGAUGCCUCGAGCACCGGUAGUACCGAACCUCUGGCGGUCCGAGACGAGAGACCAGCAACGGUGGGUGGACGUGGCGUUUUGAACGAGGAAGUCAGCUGCCUGCUUUCCGAUGGUGUGCACGGCAACACUCCCAGCAGUCCGCGCCGGUACGUCGUCGCCACGCACAACGGCAGCUGCCUGAGCCUCUUCAACGAGUGCAAACGCAGUCUCCUCAAAGAGCUGCGCAGGGACUACUGCACCAGGCCGACGGGGUACAGGUCGGCACCGAUUAUUGUGUGCCGUGACCGACCAUCCGUCGAACCUUGUUGA